Molecule: messenger RNA, 783 nt
Organism: Sporothrix brasiliensis 5110
Lineage: Eukaryota; Fungi; Ascomycota; Sordariomycetes; Ophiostomatales; Ophiostomataceae
Product: 4'-phosphopantetheinyl transferase
Exons: 1
Coding region: 1-783 (260 amino acids)
Cellular component (GO): cytosol
Molecular function (GO): holo-[acyl-carrier-protein] synthase activity; magnesium ion binding
Source: RefSeq, a predicted model, not a curated record
AUGGCUUUGGUAUCGCAGCUGCUCAAGCACUUGGUCGUGGCUCGUUGUGGCCAUGCCGACGGCCGUGCACCUGUUCCGUGGCGUAAGACGGUCCUCUCUCGGGGCACGCACGGAAAGCCAGUCUACUAUGUUGACCCCAGCAGCAGAGCGCAGCCAGUCGUCUUCAACGUCAGCCACCAGGCCGGCCUUGUGGUGCUGGUUGCUGUGUUCGGCGGUGACGACCUGGGGGGCAUUGACGUGGGCAUCGAUGUCGUGUCCCCGACGGAGCGCCGCACGCGCGACUUGCAAAUGAUUGCGGACGCAAAUGCUACGUCCCCGUCCUCCGGCUGGCCGCAUUUUGUGGAUGUGCACGCCGACGUCCUCGCGCGCAGCGAAGUGCGCUUCCUCGAGAAUCUGGCGACCCGUGACGACGGCGAGCUGCUGCGGGCGUUUUAUGCGUUGUGGUGCCUGCGUGAAGCCUAUGUCAAGAUGACCGGCGAGGCUCUCCUGGCAGAAUGGCUCGCCGAACUCGAGUUCCAUGCGUUCCAAGUUCCCAAAGCUCCUGGCCCAGCAAAAGGUCCUCUGUUCCAGGGCGACAUGGUGACAAAGCAUGACAUCCAGUUCCGCGGUGCGGCCGUCGGCGACCAAGUCAACGUGUGCUUGCGCAGCGUCGGCGUCGACUACAUGGUGUGCACAGCGGUACGUUCCAGGCCGGCCGAGACAGCGCUGGCGCUGCCCACGACUGACGCGUUCGAGGUGUUGCAAAUGGACGACAUUCUGGACUUUGCGGAGCGACAUGGAUGA